Penicillium digitatum Pd1 is the source of this 1383-nucleotide messenger RNA. NCBI's taxonomy places the organism in Eukaryota, Fungi, Ascomycota, Eurotiomycetes, Eurotiales, Aspergillaceae. The record is from RefSeq and is a predicted model, not a curated record.
AUGAGACUCUUCGCCUUCGGCUCAAACGGAUCGGGCCAACUAGGUAUCGACCACGGAGAAGACGUCUCCAUACCGACGCAAUGUCUCUUCGAGCAGCCAGAGCCAUCUCAAGGAUCCCAGAGACACACCGUUCUAAACACCAACAACGCGGUUGACUCUGAAAUCAUGACAAUCGCAGCAGGCGGAAACCACACUCUCCUUUUAACCACCAGCGGCUCCAUCUACGCCGCCGGCUGCAAUUCAGACGGACGGUGCGGGCCUCACAGGACAAACAAAAAUCCAAAAGAGCCCGAGUCCGACAUCAAGGGAGGAAACAUCCUGCGCUUUCGUCGGGUGAUUCUGUCAGAUGCUGUCUCCAACACAGAGGUAUCCCAGUUCAAACAUGUCUCUGCGACGUGGGAGGGCACGAUUGCUGUGGCUUCUGUUCCACGAAUCAGCGGCAAUGACGUCGUUCAUGGACACGCUCCUGAAACAGAAGAUCGAGUCUUCGUGCUUGGCUCCUCGCCUAAAGGCGAACUGGGUCUAGGACUGGACACCCCCGCCCCCGUGCCGGGUACGUGUAUACCUUCCUUCCCGCCAGCGGGGUUGAGGAUCACAGCGCUGGCGAGCGGGGUGGCGCAUUCAGUUACCGUGCUCUCGAAUGGGGAUGUCUGUGGCUGGGGCGGGGCGCGGAAGGGUCAACUUGGGAAAGAGAAUCGAGGGGCUAGGAUUGCUUACUCUCCUGUUCGGAUUUGUGUGCCGUUUUUUGCGGAGGCUGUUGCUUGCGGGAGGGAGUUUACGGUUGUUUCGGGGCAAGGAAGGUUUGUUGUUCUUGGGGAUGGGGGGAAUCGGUGGGGUAUAUUGGGUGUGCCAGAGAGUUUGUCUUUGCGCGCAGAGUCCGAUGGUGUUGAGGAUGGAGGUCUACAUGGAGAUGGAGAUCAUUUACAGGACGACGAGCAAUGGGAUUGUGGGUGCAGGGGCACUGUUCAUUAUCGCUAUACUGGCAUUGCGGCUAGUUGGCAUGGGGUUUAUGUCCAUGCUGCACCUGGGCUGGGACGAGUGGAACCAUCGAUGCCGAAUGCACAGAUAGACCCUGCUUCUGAUUCGGUCAGUGGUUCGAUUGUUGCUUGGGGACGCAAUGAUCGAGGCCAACUUCCACCGCCAGAUCUUCCGACUCCUGUUAAACUCGCUGUUGGUAGUGAGCAUGCCAUCGCUCUCUUGGGAGAUGGUCGAGUGGCGGCGUUUGGAUGGGGCGAGCAUGGGAAUUGUGGACCUGAUACAGAUUCCCAGGGGAAUGUGGCGGGUACAUUUACUGUGAUUUCGCUUCCUGAAGCUGUGGGCGCGGAUAGGAAGGUUGUCGGGGUUGGAGCGGGGUGUGCGACUAGCUGGAUGAUUAUAACAUGA